Messenger RNA from Penaeus monodon (black tiger shrimp), 3592 nucleotides. RefSeq lists its product as uncharacterized. The record is from RefSeq and is a predicted model, not a curated record. NCBI's taxonomy places the organism in Eukaryota, Metazoa, Arthropoda, Malacostraca, Decapoda, Penaeidae. Bases 250 to 1566 code for a protein of 438 amino acids. The transcript has 15 exons.
GAAAUAAAGGAAUGCAUUUGAAACGGAUGAAGAUGUAUCUUAAAUAUGUAAUAUACGAACUUUCACGAGAAGAUGAAUAUUAGUAGCAGUUCAACAAGAUCGAGCAGCCUGGUAUAUAAUGCAAUCAAAGGGAGCGGCGAGAAGAGCGCAGUGUGGCGAGUUGGGAGUCGUGUCGGUAAAUAUAAAGCAGAGGAAGAAGGCAUCCCUGACUCUGGGUGUCACAGUUGAGGCAGAUAAUUUUUCUUCUCAAUGAACUUGGGCACUCUAAGUAAGGACACCGUUGACGAGGCACUACAGCCGGACGUCGACGACGAAGGGCACCAUGCGUCCGAAGAGGAGCUCCAGGAGUCGACUGCGACCAACCGUAGCAAUGGAGCUCCGGGUUUUGGUGUGUUUGCCCCAAAAGCCAAUGCUUCCAAGGAAUACGAGCGGAUUUCCUCCAAUCAGGGGGAACAAGAGCGCCCGCCACCGGAAGAAGAGCUUCGAGGAUCUGCCUGGGCCACGGGAGAGGCAAUGGGCAUCGAGAAAGGAAACGUGGGCGCUGGGGAUCGAGCCACUCGCAUUCAGGAAGGAGACAUGGUAAAUCGUGAGCAUCCAGAAAACCAUGUGCCUAUCCGGGAGCUUUCGACCUCAUUCCGAAGUAGAAAUCAAGGGAACCCAUCAUUGGAAGAGCUUCAAGAAUCUGGCCCGGCCAGUGGAGAGUCCUUGGCUGUAGUAGAAGUCAUGGGUGCUAGAGAUGGAUCCGCGGGCAUUAUUGCAGGAGCUAUGGGCGCGGAUGCCCAUGCUCCUAAUGCUCCAGCCUUCAUAGUGCCUGGUGUACUUCUAUCCAAUCCACGUACAGUGAAUCCUCCAAGUCGUGAGCAACCAGAAAACCAUGAGCUUGCUCGGGAACUUUCAAACUUAUACCGAAUUAGUGACGAAAACUUUCUGGAGCAACAGAAUUAUCAUGGACAUAGAAACAUGCCCUCACAAAAUAUCCUCAGCAUUAGUGGGGUACGUCAUGGUAUUCAGGAGCUGGACCAUUAUGAUUCCUCACCAGACAUUUUCAACGAUUUCCAAAUAAGGGAUCAAGAAACCCCACCACUGGAAGAGCUUCAAGAAUCUGGCCAGACUCAUGGAAACUUAGUAGCCAUUGAAGAAGCCGUGGGCAUUGUAAGAGUUAUGGGCGCGGAUGCCCAUGCUCCAAAUGCUCCAGCCGUCUAUUCUUUUUCCAUUCCACGUACAGUGAAUCUACCUGAAAACCAUGAGCUUGCUCGAGAACUUUCAAACUUAAACGGAAAUUGGGACGAAAACUUUCUGGAGCAACAGAAUUAUCAUGGACACAUAAACAUACCCUCACAAGAUAUCCUCGGUAUGAGUAAUGGAGUACGUCAUGGUAUUCAGGAGCUGGACCAUUAUGAUUCCUCACCAGACAUUUUCAACGAGUUCCAAAUGAGGACCCUGUAUCCAGCUCAUCAAAACUAUGAAGCAGUGGAUGAUUAUCCUUUUCCAGUUUUUGCUCUAGUUCACCGGGCUGCCCUGCAAGACGAUGAGCAAUACCCUCAUACACCACAUUCAACAAGUUAAAGCAAUAACUGCACCGAGUGGCCCGGGCCUGGGACAGAUAACCCAUGAUUAUAUGUGGGACACCCUAGGCCAUUUUCUAGAGGCAGGACACAGGACCUCUGUGAAGACAGACCUAAAGAAGAAGCGCUGGCGUCUCCGAGUCGACGGACGACGCUGAUCACCAUUGCACAAUUUGUCCUGCCUUAACAUGAAUUUUUACAUGAGAUUUCUUUUUUUUUGCACUAUGUGUCAGUCUCAAACACUUAGAUGUGAAAGCUUUGCCAGUAUUCUUUAUUUGUGCAUAUUCUUGAUCUGACUCCUCUUAUUUUUUCAUUUUUCAUAUUGUAUAAUUGUAAAUUUCCUUUUGACUGCAUUUACUUAAGUAUUGGACGAUUUUUGUUAAUUUUAGAACACAUCUUUGUUUUGAGAAUGUUCACAUGUGGAGGUACUGUUAUGUAAUCUGGUCCAUUAUAAUGCUUGUGUUUAUUUUCGAUAGAUGUAGUGAAUUCUAUAAGCUUUGCUAUGUACAAUGUACUUAUGAACCUCUGUCUCUCAAAUGUGUGCAUGAUUAUUGUCACUUCUUUGCUUCUGUGUGUUUUGUCUUGUAUUAAUUAUUAUGAAACUCAUUAAGGCCAAAAUUUCUUAAACAAUAUCCAGACUGGAUACUUUGUUCAACACAUAAAUUACUUUCAAUAGUCUUUUGUGUAGUUUUGGCAAUGUAUUUCACACACAAAAUGAAAAAUUUAAUAAACAUAAAUAAUUUACGAAAUUUCCAGUCUGGAAACUGCGUGGUUACGUUUAAAUUACAUCCAGUUUCACUGCAGUCACACUGGCACAAGUAGUCUCCAGUCUACCUUCCCGAUCGCUCGAGGUUAAACUUCAGGCGAGGUCAUCGGGAAAGGGUAAUGGAACAUCCACUCACUGUGUCAGGAAAAUCGACUGCCACUUACAUUUAGGCCACAUUGCCAGUAGGCUUCAACCUUCAGUAGUGGAGGUAGCUUUAGUCGAUGGACAUAUACUGUGACUGAGACUGAAGCACUUGUUCGGUUUCAUGUGUCUUUUUGCAAUGUACAUUCCUAUGACUUAUGUAAACUUGGUGUUUUAGGGAUGUUCUAAGCCAGAUUCGCUUUCAUGGCAGAUGGAUCUUACUGAGACAUCCACAUUAUACUUGGCUGACUGACAUUAUACUUGGCUAUGAGAGGUCACUAAAUUAAGAGAACACCGAUUCCAAGCGAGUAUUUACUGCACCCUUACCUAACUUCUGAAGCUAGGUGGUGAACCCAAGGCUUGGUACCAUUCCCCUAGACCUGGUGAGGAGUGUAGCUGUUCCUUUUUCUUGAAAGGGAGAUGGGAUUGCUGGGACUGAAGCAGUCACCGAAGUAGUUCACUGAUCUACUUACAAAACAGCAUUCAGCAUUAUCAGAUGCUUAAGAAACCUUCCUCUGCACUCUUGGCAGAUCCACAACAUAAUUGUAAAACCCUUAAUGUAAGAAUGUAUAUUAAUCUGGUGGAAGAUUCACUUACGUUCUCUCUUUCGUUAAUUUUCUUUUUAUGUUUUAAGGAGUAUUAUGUAUGACAAAAUUAUUUUUCUUCUCUGAAUCCAGUUACACGCCGCAAUAACUUCAAAUCACAAUUUCGGUACACAUUUUCCAUUUGUAUUAUUUUAUAUUAAAUUUUGCUGAUUGCUCGACGAAUUAUUAGCGAAAAUUCCCAUGGAAAGUUUAAGGGAACCUCUAAAUUUAAUGUAAUUUAACUUGUGAUUCCAAACCUCCAGCAGUGGGAUGUUUUCCCUUAUGGGGUUUGUUUUAUCAUUAUUAUAGUGUCCCAACACAACCUCAUAUUGUAUUCCGAAUUUGAAUGUUGAUUUGAAGUAUAAUGACGCCCUAAUAUCCAGAAAAGGCAGAUGUACUAAGACAGUCUGUGAGCGUCUUGCUAGGAAACUGUAACAGGUAAAUAUUGAAUGAUUGGGUAACUGAUUCAGGUGGUUUGUAAGCAAGACUUUUUAAAUGCUUUUAACGCUUAAUUAAUUAAAAAUAGUAGUGUGUCU